Messenger RNA from Prunus armeniaca (apricot), 189 nucleotides. The record is from the annotation of a GenBank genome assembly. Lineage: Eukaryota; Viridiplantae; Streptophyta; Magnoliopsida; Rosales; Rosaceae.
AUGAUUAUCCUCUGCUGGAAUUGCCAAAAGCUUGGGAAACCUGGGGCAGUUCAGUCCUUGCAUCAUUUGGACAAGGGUCUCUUCUUGCUUUGGAAAGUUGAGUUAGACCUCCACAUACACGAUCAUUCUCAUCCCAUUGUAUUGACUCUAAGGUGGGCGAUUCGGGUGAUCAAUUUCAUUGGAGGUUGA